GCCCAGUUCAGGAUCGAUCGUCGCUUCGUCUGGGGCCCAUCUGUUUGAUCUGUUGUCAAUCCUUGACGAGCCGGGUGCUUCUACUGACCUGCGUGUCUUCACAGCGCCGUCACAGCUCGCCACAAUCCGCUCAAGCUCCUCCCGACACCCGCCAUGACCUUGGACGAGGGCACAAUUGCCAAGAAAUUCGGCCUCUCGGCCCACAGCCCCGGAGGCCGCGAGACGAUCGAUCGUCUGCUCCACUACUGCCGCAUAUACGAUCUGGAUGCCGACACCCUGUGGACAAAGUGGGAGGCCUUUGUCAUCAACGGAACCUUUGUCGACUCGAUCGGCGAGCAAUAUACUCCUGAAUCACCCACAAUCGAGCUGCUCGAUCGGCUCCGAGACACCCUCUCGCGAGACCAGACACGCAAGCAGAACGAGCGAAUGAGUAUCAACUCCAGUAGCUUUAUGUCUGCCCGCAGGGCUGAGGCUCCAGCCGGCACUGGCCACCCCAAGCUCAUCAUGAGCGACGAUCUUGACAGCAUCAUCAGCCCAGAUAGGCUGAUGACUCCCAAGAAGGCCAAGAUCACCCUCAGGGACCACUCUGGCAGAGCCACCUCCAUCGGCUCGCCCACUUCGCAAUACUCUGGCUCCUUCACCUCCCCAACCAAGCCCAUCCGCAUCACCUCUCCCACCAGCACAUCCCUCCACUCGCCGUCCCGCAACUUGAACCGGGCCCGUUCCCCGACCCCGACCCCGACCCCGCUCACGCCUUCGACCCAUGCUCAGCGCUUCGCCACUCGCACCAACCGGGGUCAGCGAGACGGCGCUGUAUUCAACGAUCACAUCCCCUUCAAAGCCAGCAUUCCCGACCAGCCGGUCCUCUGCAGCAUCACACUUGCACCCAACCAACAAACAGACGGGUACCGGUUCAUGUUUUCCAAGCUCGUCGACCAGGGCGGAAUCAUCAACGACCGCAUCAACGACAUGGCCGAUCGCAUCAAGGAGCGCAGGCUCGAGCAGCUCAGUGCCGACGACAGGGAGAACUUCCAGGUCAGCCACCCCACGCAGCCUUCGCAGGAGCCCGUCUUUAUCAUCGGCCGGAUCUGUUCCGAGAAUGCAGCCGGCGUCGUGACCCAGGGCACGCUGUCGGCACCCGACUCGGAAGCCUCCCAGAUUGAAACCCGAUUCAAGGACGGUGGGAUCGUCAUUGAGGCUUCGCGGGAGCUCGGCAACGGCGCCCGUGUCCCGCUUGAUUUCAGCGAGCUGCUCAAGACAGGCAAGGGUUAUGAGUUCUUCCCUGGUCAGAUCGUUGGUCUGGAAGGCAUGAACGUAUCGGGCCGCAAGCUGACGAUCACCCAAAUCCACAAUCCACCCGCGCUGCCGGCCACGACCUGCUCGCUGGCCAAUCUGGCGCGCAUGUACCCCGCCGACAAGCCCACAUCCAAGUACCCGCUGAACAUUGUGAUCGCCAGCGGGCCGUACACGCUCAACGACUCGCUCGAAUUCGAGCCCCUGGAGGAUCUCGUGCAAGCCAUCGAGGAGCAGAUGCCGGAUGUGGUCCUGCUGCUGGGUCCGUUUGUCGACGACCGACAUCCCAUGAUCGAGAACGGGAACACUGACCUGACCCCGGACGAGAUCUUUGCCUCGCAAGUGUCGACCCGUAUUCGCCGCAUCGUCGAGGCCCCGCGCAAGGGCAUUCGUGUUGUGAUGGUGCCCUCGACGCACGACGCCUACAUCGAGUGGUGCGUGUUUCCCCAGCCGCCUCUCGGCUCGGGAGUCAGUGCAGCCGAGAUUCACUACCGCCGCGCGGCACUCGAUCUGCCCGAGUCGGUCCUGCUCUUCCCAAACCCGGUGCAAUUCUCGAUCAACGAAAUCACCUUUGCGAUCUCGACCUGCGACAUCCUUUUGCACUUGUCCUCCGAGGAAGUCUCGCGGGUGGCCAGGGGACAGAUCUCGGACCGUAUGAGCCGGCUCUUUGGCCAUGUGCUGACGCAGCGAAGCCUGUACCCUCUCCUGCCGCCCUCGCACAACGAAGGCAUCAACUAUGCUCGAAGCUCGGAGCUGGAACUGCAGGCCCGACCGGACGUGAUGAUUCUGUCAAGCUUCCUGACACACACACAGAGAGUCGUCGACGGCUGCCUGUGCAUCAACCCCUCGCUCGCCUGUCGCGGCCAGCAGGGAGGAACGUUCACACGGCUCACGAUCUAUCCCCUGGAGCUCGACAGUGCCGGAGCUGGCGAGGAUGUAUUUGUGGAGAGCAGCGUCGCCAUGCGAGCUCGAGCAGAGGUUAUCCGGAUCUAGGCCCGACGAGGACUGGCCGCAAUGGAGACUGGGCCACUGGGCCGGCCGGUGCGAUCGACGCGGGCAAGAGUGUUGAGUGCUUCGGCCAGAGAUCUGUUGUUGUCCCUGACGAAAUGCAGCAAAUCUACUUGGACGAUCCCAAUGCGCCCACACC
Polychytrium aggregatum is the source of this 2440-nucleotide messenger RNA. Its product is annotated as DNA polymerase alpha/epsilon subunit B-domain-containing protein. The transcript has a single exon. Gene Ontology annotation, biological process: DNA replication; DNA replication initiation. Gene Ontology annotation, molecular function: DNA binding. The coding region runs from base 154 to 2286 and encodes 710 amino acids. Gene Ontology annotation, cellular component: alpha DNA polymerase:primase complex. Lineage: Eukaryota; Fungi; Chytridiomycota; Chytridiomycetes; Polychytriales. The record is from RefSeq and is a predicted model, not a curated record.